AUGGACACUACACCUGAACCAUCUAGAGCCACGACGCUGCCGAACCAAAGCCCUAAACGAGCCCGAAGUUCACCUACUCCUAGUCCAGCAGACAUAAGUAAACGCUAUCGUAGAGAGGGCACUCCCCUUCUCUUUUCACAUUCAGACUCGUCUUCCCCUUCCACACCAUCUGAAUCUUCACCACGUGAUCCAGGAUCCGCCAACCUUUCUUCCUUCUGUGCGUUUUUGGACCAGCAAACCACCCCUCAGUCUCCAUCCAAGUCGAGACAUGUAUCCAGACCUUCCCCUCCUCGAACCAGAUCCCAGUCCGUUCCCAAUGCUACAAUUCUAACAACUACCAAACCAGUACCAAUCACACCUUCGACGACCAUUAUAUCCGCUACCAAACCGUAUUAUCACCAAACCAAGGACAAAUCAUUAUGGAAGCUACCCGCUCUAAAGAAAUCUACCUUAAUUAUUGGAUCAUCUAACCUGAAUUGA
This is a messenger RNA of Lottia gigantea (owl limpet), 480 nucleotides long. RefSeq lists its product as hypothetical. The record is from RefSeq and is a predicted model, not a curated record. The coding region runs from base 1 to 480 and encodes 159 amino acids. The transcript has a single exon. NCBI's taxonomy places the organism in Eukaryota, Metazoa, Mollusca, Gastropoda, Lottiidae.